Onychostoma macrolepis is the source of this 3191-nucleotide messenger RNA. RefSeq names its product plastin 1 (I isoform) (gene pls1). The transcript has 17 exons. Gene Ontology annotation, biological process: actin filament bundle assembly; actin filament network formation. Gene Ontology annotation, cellular component: actin filament; cytoplasm; actin filament bundle. The record is from RefSeq and is a predicted model, not a curated record. Gene Ontology annotation, molecular function: actin filament binding; calcium ion binding. Lineage: Eukaryota; Metazoa; Chordata; Actinopteri; Cypriniformes; Cyprinidae. The coding region runs from base 172 to 2070 and encodes 632 amino acids.
CUUACCUUACCUAACACACGAGCUCCACAUAUGCUGUGGGAGAGGACAGGCGACACUGUCAAGGUCUCGAUUGGAAUAUAAGCAUCUUUUCCAGGUUCAUCUCAAGUUCAGUCUUGAGACGUUUAGGAGAAAGGUCUUUUGCAUGGUGAGAACUGCUGCAGGGACAACAGCAUGGAGAGCGAAGUGACACAGAUCUCCAGAGAAGAUCUGGAAGACCUGAGAGAGGCUUUCAACAAAAUCGAUAUUGAUAACAGUGGCUACGUAAGCGAUUUUGAACUUCAAGAGCUCUUUCGAGAGGCCAGCUUUCACAUUCCAGGAUACAAGGUACGGGAGAUUGUGGAGAAGUUUAUGGCAGGUGACACCAACAAAGACGAGAAGAUCAGUUUUGAAGAGUUUGUUGCGAUAUACCAAGAGAUGAGAAGCAAAGAGGUGAGAGAAACUUUCCGCAAGUGCAUCUCCAGGCGGGAUGGGAUUCGUUCGUUUGGAGGAACAUCUAAGAUCUCAAGUGAAGGAACUCAGCAUUCUUACUCAGAUGAAGAAAAAGUGGCCUUUGUGAACUGGAUCAAUAAGACCUUGGCAGAUGAUCCUGACUGCAAGCAUCUGAUCCCGAUGGACCCGGGGACUGACAGCUUAUUCAAAUCCGUGAAAGAUGGAAUAUUGCUGUGCAAAAUGAUCAACCUCUCGCAGCCGGACACCAUUGACGAGCGGGUCAUCAACACGAAGAAAUGCACUCCAUUCACAAUGACUGAGAAUUUGGUGUUGGCUCUCAACUCUGCGUCGGCUAUUGGCUGCACGGUGGUCAACAUCGACGCCCAGGACAUGAAAGCAGGAACUCCUCACCUCGUGCUUGGCCUCCUCUGGCAAAUCAUAAAAAUCGGCCUCUUUGCUGACAUUGAAAUCUCACGCAAUGAAGCUCUAAUUGCUUUGCUGGAUGAGUCAGAGGACCUGGACCACCUGAUGUCUAUGUCCCCCGAGGACCUUUUGCUACGAUGGGUCAACUAUCACCUCAAAGCUGCUGGCUGGGAACCAAUCAGAAACUUCAGUGACGAUAUUAAGGACUCCAGGGCAUAUUUCCACCUGCUUAAUCAGAUCUCGCCUAAAGGAGACGGGGAUGACGAGAUGAGGAUUGACAUUGACAUGUCUGGUUUCAAUGAGCGUGAUGAUGAAAGGCGAGCAGAGCUGAUGCUGAAGCAGGCAGAACGUCUGGAUUGCAGACAGUUUGUCACGCCCAAGGAUGUGGUGGCAGGAAACCAUAAGCUCAACAUGGCCUUUGUAGCCAAUCUUUUCAAUAUGUACCCGGCCUUGAACCAACCCCCCAGUAAUGGCAUUGAUUAUACAAUUGAGGGGGAAACGCGAGAGGACAGGACAUUCAGAAACUGGAUGAAUUCUCUGGGAGUGACUCCACAUGUCAAUCACCUGUACAGUGAUCUGCACGAUGGUCUCAUCAUUCUUCAGCUGUAUGAGAGAAUCCAGGUUCCUGUUAACUGGACUAGAGUCAAUAAACCUCCCUAUCCAAUACUGGGGUCCAACAUGAAGAAGCUUGAGAAUUGUAAUUAUGCGGUCACACUGGGCAAAAAGGAAGCAAAGUUUUCCUUAGUAGGAAUCGGUGGUGAGAAUAUCAAUGAAGGAAGCUCCAUGCACACCCUUGCAUUGGUCUGGCAGCUAAUGAGGAGGUACACACUGAAGGUUCUGUCUGACAUCGGUGAUGGGGAAAAAGUCAGUGACCAAGUUAUUAUCGACUGGGUGAACAACACUUUGAAACAAGGCCAGAAAGACUCGUAUAUUAACAGCUUCAAGGAUAAAUCAAUCAGUACCAGCCUGCCAGUGAUUGAUCUGAUCGACACCAUCAUGCCCAAAGCCAUCAAAUACGAGAUGGUGAAGACCGGAGAGCUGACGCCAGAGGACAAGCUAAACAAUGCAAAAUAUGCAAUCUCAGUGGCGCGAAAAAUCGGAGUCAGGGUGUACGCCCUGCCUGAUGACCUUGUGGAGGUCAACCCCAAGAUGGUGAUGACGGUGUUUGCAUGCCUUAUGGGAAGAAGCUUGAAGAAAGAACAGUUCACCCAAAAAUGAAAAAGUGCAUCACAUCACUUGCUCACCAAUGGAUCCUCUGCAGUGAAUGGGUGCCAUCAGAAUGAGAGUCCAAACAGCUGAUGAAAACACCACAACAAUCUACAAGUAAUCCACACGACUCCAUUAAUGUCUUGUGAAGUGAAACGCUGCAUGUUUGUAAGAAACAAAUCCAUUAUUAAGAUGUUUUUAACUUUAAUCUGUCACUUCUGGCCAAAAUGCAUGUCCAUAAUCCUUAAUAAUGCUGUGAAAAAGUGACAAAGUCCAUCUCCUCUUGUCCUCUCACAUCAAAAUCCACUGACAGAUUUAUGUAACUGUUUUUGCUCGUAAACAGAUCUGUGCAUAUUUCUCUCCCAAUUCAGACAAGAUAUAUUUUUUACUGAAGAAAGCAAUAUUAGAAAUUGAGAUCCUAUAUGUAGCCGGAAGCAAUGGUUUCAAGUUUAAAAUGUCUUGAUCAGUGUUGGGCACGUUAUUUUAAAAAAGUAAUUAGUUAUAGUUACUAGUUACUUCUCACAAAUAGUAACUGAGUAAGUAACUCAGUUACAUCAUUAUAAAAGUAACUAAUUACCAGGGAAAGUAACUAUUGCGUUACUUUAAAAAAAAAAAAAAUCAAAUAUGUCAAAUAACUUGGAUGCCCCCAAUAUUAAAUAUGUUAAAUGAAGGAAAUGGACACUAAAUAGAAUAAAUUAUUAUUAUAAUACAUUGUACACUAAUCUACACUAUUUUAAUGUUACUGUGGGACAAUGUGAGAGACACCUAUCAAAUUCAAUAUAUUAUUGUAAAUAUUAUCAACCCUCUAUGGGCACCUUGGCAAUAGAAUUGCCAUUGGCUAGUAAAUUUUGUACCAUUGGCUAGUUUACUCACCAGACUAAUAUUAAUUAUCUGACAUACUAUUUUAUAUCAUAUACAGUGUGUGUGUGUGUAUACAUAUAUAUAUAUAGGCCUAUAUAUAUCUUAUGUUUGAAAAAUGGCACAGUUUUUUUAAAGUAUCUGACACUUAGCAUCAGUCAGUCAAGCAUUAUAAUAUGAUAUUAUAAUAAUUUAGCAUUGUAUGAUAGAACUUUAGUAAUUAGAAUAACCAUGUAUGAAUGCAUUUUUGUCAUGUUGACUGAACUUAGGACUGG